AUGGCGUCUCUAUGCUGCGUCGCAUGCGCCAACCUUGUUCGCCCAGGAGCCCAUAGGAUCCUGUGUCCGCUGUGUAAACUUGAAUUGGAAACCCACGCACACAAACGCCAGGAAUUAAAAUGUCAGUCGUGCAUCCUAACAGAGCACUUCGCAGACGACAAGCAUAGCGCGGCCCACAAGAGCCUCAUCUUAAAGGCGUACGUCUCAAUGGAGCAAGCCCGGACCAAGGCGGAGGCUAGCCUGUACCUUGCAGAGAGCAAGAAGACGAGCAUCGAGGAGAAGAUCGAUCGCAACGAGCUUGACAGGUUUGGCAGAGUGGCCACGACGAUAGAACAGGCGCUCGAAGUCCAGAUCAGCAAGCUCGAAAAGAUCACCGAGGAGAACUUCCUGGCGUCCGAGCUGUGGGUGCGGAACAUGAAGGCCCGCCUGGCCUCCGUCUACCAGGGAUGCAUAGCAAGCAAUCAGGCAACGGUCGACUUCAUUGCCCAGAGGGCUGGAAACCUGGUCUUCAUGUCGACUGCGGCUGAGCUUCUCGCGUCCAUGGAGGAUCUCGCCACCAGACACAUGCACCAGCUUGCCAGCUCCUCCACUGAUCGCUCCGCACCAGCUGCCCAUGCUCCCACUGGCCCUCUUAUCUCGCUCAUCCGCCAGAAUGUCAUGGAUACGCUCUCGGCGUCUUUACCGCUGUUCAAGUCUCACCACAACAUCAAGGGCAUCCUAGACUCCGUCGCCCUAGCAAAGAAUAUAUACGUGGGCCACGCAGACCUAUUCAAAAUCCACAUUCUCAAGACUGGUCUGUACGUCUUGCCUGCCGCAUUGGUACUUCCCCCCAGAACAACCCUGGGCGGGGCUUCCAGCAGGGGCGGGACAGACGUCGCAGAGCAGAAGGCGCAGUGCAGGUUUGAGUCCCGCGUCACCCAGUCCCUUACCGCUAACAGGAAGCGUCGCUCUGUUGUGUACGGCACCGUCAUACUCACAGACAAUAGCACGAUCUUCAACCUUCACAUAAUAGGGAGAGUGUACGUCAUCGGAAGCAACGCGAACAUCAUCAACUGCACGAUCGAGUCCACGCCCGCCUACUCUUCAGAGUCCUUCACAGACCGGUACACGGGGCUACCCGGGUGUCCCAUAGCGUCAAGGGACCGCUCCAUGGCGUCGUCUGUCCCCCGGCUCCAGAAGCUGCUGAGGUCUUCGUCUCCCAACAACCUCUCGCUGGCAGCCAUCUCGCAGGCUCUAGAAAGAGUGGGGGUGACUCUAACUGCGGAUUCGCUGGCGCACUUGGAGCGUGAUCUUGCUACCAUUAACCCGUGUCUCGUCGUGACCAACAGGUCUACGAGUACGCUACUGAUUAAGUCCAGGAUUAACUCGAAUAGUUUGGCGAGCCUUCCAUUCAGUCUGUCGCACAAGCUUCCCGAGAGCGAAAGCAGCCUGUAUGUUGGGCCAAGGUGCCCCGUUCUUGUAUCCUCGGCGUCCCAGCUGUACAUUCAUGGCUCCUCUGUCUUCUGCACACAAAUCAACCCCCUCGCGAUGACCACGAGCUUUCGAACCGUGGCGUUAUCCCCCAUCUUAGAACUCGACACGCAAAGAAGCUUGAUGAACAGCGCUAUCAGUCGCACACAGGGCUUUGGCGGACAAGGCAGCAGACAUCCCAGGGAGUCCCGCAGCCUAGAGGCCGCCGAGGAGCCAGCCAAGAACCUUCCCUUCAUGCUCACGCCAGACAGGUUUCUCAGGGAUAGAGAGAUGAUUGUGAAGGGGUCCCUCAUUGUCGUCAAGGAGGGCUCCCAUCUAGCAAUGAGUGAUACUCACCUGUUCAACUCCUUUGUGGGGGUGUACACUUCCGAUGGCUCCGUCCACGCCAACACGUGCUUCAUCAAUAACUGCUGCGUGGGGGCGAUUGUGGCGAACGACGCAUACGAUGCGCGGUUUGUCUACACUGUGUUUAGCGAAAAUGGCAUUGGUGUCAUGAUGCACAGGCUCAGGAACACAUCAGCCCUCUACUUGUCGCGCUACGAGAUGAGCUCCGUCUGCGGGCUUGUCAUAUCCAACACGGCCAUAGACACGAACAUCAACUACAAGUACCGGGUGUCGGAGCAGAGAGCAGCCCCUGCUCCGGAAGCCCCUAGCCCAGCAGAGCAGGAGGAGGACAGCAUCAUUGGGGGAUCUCUAGUCUUCGACACAGUGCCCUCAUCUGUGGUGCAGUCCCAAUCAGGGGAGGCCACCGGAAAGCCCAUGUACGGUACCCUGUCUCUUCGGACGUCCCCCGUUCUAACAAAGUCCACUCACCUCACGAGCGCAACGAAGCUGCCGGAGCACCAUUGCAUCCUCGUGAGCAAAUGCGACUACCAAGCCUCGAACGUGUCCUCCCUUGCCAUUGUCGAGGAGCAUGCAGGCCACCACUCCAUCAACACUGCGAGCUGCAUACUGCUGCACAGGAACAGAAUCGAAGUGACUCAGAAGCGAGCUCCUAGGAGAUCCGUCAUUCUUCAGGGGGAAAACGUUUCACAGUGGUUCACUAGCAUUCCCGCGACAAACUGGAUUAUCCCCUCGGCAGACCCCGGGGAGUACAUAGAGAUAAUCCCGAGAGGGACCGACCUGGCGCAGAUUCUGUCAACAAAUCUAGUCAGCAAUACGGCGACAAUCUAG
Messenger RNA from Giardia duodenalis, 2643 nucleotides. RefSeq lists its product as uncharacterized. The record is from RefSeq and is a predicted model, not a curated record. The coding region runs from base 1 to 2643 and encodes 880 amino acids. NCBI's taxonomy places the organism in Eukaryota, Fornicata, Diplomonadida, Hexamitidae. The transcript has a single exon.